Messenger RNA from Aaosphaeria arxii CBS 175.79, 431 nucleotides. RefSeq lists its product as uncharacterized. The record is from RefSeq and is a predicted model, not a curated record. The coding region runs from base 125 to 379 and encodes 84 amino acids. The transcript has 2 exons. NCBI's taxonomy places the organism in Eukaryota, Fungi, Ascomycota, Dothideomycetes, Pleosporales.
CCCAAACUCAGCCUUCAACCUUCCACAAUUCCAAUAGUCUCCAUUCCCAAGAUGCAGCUCCUUACCAGUGCCAUCGUUCUCUCCCUCUUUGCGAUAGCGCAAAGUGCAGUUGUCCGACGAAUCGAUGGUUGCCCGGACUUGGCUCCCUGGCCUGCAGGUAACCCAGGAACAUAUUGGUAUAACGCUUGCUGUGCUUAUAGCGUGGAUUGGGACCAAUGCUGCAACCGUGAUAGCCCAACUCCUUAUGUUUGGGGUGGACGAGAGUUCAGGCCUUGUUCCGAUCCGGCUUUCCACAGCAGCUAGGUGCAACAACGGAGACGAAGAGGAAUACAUGUUUGGAUUGGAAAGGAUGGUGCUCUUUGAAGAAACUGAGAUGUGAAUUGUGCGACAUGCAAAGCUUUUGAUUAGACGCUUGUACGACGGAAUAUGCG